Molecule: messenger RNA, 2405 nt
Organism: Osmia lignaria (orchard mason bee)
Lineage: Eukaryota; Metazoa; Arthropoda; Insecta; Hymenoptera; Megachilidae
Product: glycerol-3-phosphate phosphatase-like
Cellular component (GO): cytoplasm
Molecular function (GO): phosphatase activity
Source: RefSeq, a predicted model, not a curated record
UUUCUGUUAGAACGAUAUCUUUUAAAUGAACGUUGCAUUGAUAAGAAAUGCAAUUAGAGUAAUUGCAAUCCGUAAUUAGAACAUUCCGAUUUCUUGAUAUUUCCACCAAUAACGUCUCAUCCGAAUUGUAACGGCGAGUACUCCAGUUCUUACAGUGGUUAAUUGGUAAAGAGGGUAUUCUCCAUGCAAAGUUAAAGUUAACUACAUUUCUCUUCGAAAACUCGUGUCUGCUAGUACUCUCAAAAUGACAGCGAAACACAUAACGUCAUUAUCUCAGGAAGAAUUUAACAAUUUCAUGCAAUCGAUUGAUGUGAUUUUAUCAGAUUGUGAUGGCGUACUAUGGAGAGAAACAGAGGUAAUACAGAAUUCACCUGAGACAGUAAAUAAAUUCAAACAAAUGGGUAAAAAGUUUUUCUACAUAACAAAUAACAAUACCAAAACCAGAUCUGAAUUUAUAGAAAAGUGUAAAAAUCUCAAGUAUGACGCAACAAUGGAUGAAAUAGUGUGUACUUCGUAUUUAGCUGCUGUGUACCUUAAAGAACAAAAAUUUGAUAAAAAAGCAUACGUAGUUGGCAGUAUUGGUAUUACUAAGGAGCUUGAAGCAGUAAAUAUUAAACAUUGUGGCAUAGGACCUGAUAUCAUGGAUGGCGAUGAGGUGGAAUUGGUAAAAAAUUUUAAGCCAGAUCCGGAAGUUGGAGCAGUUAUUGUAGGCUUUGACAAAUAUUUUAGUUUUCCUAAGCUUGCAAAAGCUGCUACUUAUUUACAAGAUCCAAGCGUUCAUUUCAUAGGAACAAAUUGUGAUACAGAAAGACCUUCCCCAAAUACUAAUAGAUUUCCAGGAACUGGAUGCUUCAUAAGAUGCAUAGAAGCAGCAUGUAACAGGGCACCAGUGAUGCUAGGAAAACCAGAAUCUUUCCUAAUUGAAUAUAUAACAAAGAAGUAUGGUUUAAAACCUGAAAGGACACUUAUGAUUGGUGAUAAUUGUUCCACGGAUAUUCUUUUUGGACAACGAUGUGGGUUUAAAACUCUUCUUGUAUUAACGGGUGUUACUACAAAAAAUGAAGUAGGUGCUAUGAAUGCACCUAAUGUAGAUUUAAAAAAUUGCAUAGUUCCGGAUUAUUAUGCAGAUGAGUUAGGUGAUGUACUAAAAAUGAUACCAUCUUGAUGAUUUUAAGAAACAAUUUUAAAACAGUUCAAUAUUAUUUAAAUUAAUCCCUUUAUUCUACAGAAUUAUAACAUAAAUUAUCGUUUUCAAUUCUGUAAUUAUUUAUACUGUUUACAUUUAUAAUUUUACUUAAUUUUAAUCAAUUGAAUGUUAUUUUUUAAAAUAUUUAUAACUGUUUGAUUGUAUUUACACAGAACAGUUUGCACACAACAAUAGAGUAUUGCAGUAUUUUUUAUAAUAAUUAAUUACCUAAUAUAUUUAAAGAAAACUGAUUCUUUUUAUUAUUAAAAAUAUCCUAUAUUAAUUAAACACAAAAUGAAGGUACAAAUGCAAUUUUCCGAAUUAAUUUCAUAUUCUGUAUUUAUAAUAGUUCUUAUUUUUAUAAUUGUUUCUGAAAGAAACUAAAGAAUUACCAAAGAGUAAUACAUAUUAUCAAGAAGAUCAAUGUUUGCGAUAGAAUUAUCAAUCAAUAGCUAAUUUUUGUUUAAAUAUUUUGGUAACAUUGUAAUAAUAUGCAUGGUUCCUGCAGUUAAUAUAUAAAUUAUCCAAUUUAGCAAUGUGAUUAUAAUUGAUAUAUGUAAUCACUAGCUGCGCUACCCGGUUCUGCCCGGGAAUUUUAAUCAACUAUUAUUAUCCCUACUUCCUUAUUCCUAUCCCUACUUCCCUAUCCCUAUCCCUGCUAAUACAUAAAAGUUAAAGUGUCUGAUCGUUUGUUCCUCUUCACGUUUACGUCACAUAGGCUAUGUCAUAUUGCGAUUUAUUAUGUUUUUUGACUAACAAAGAAGCAUUCAAGAAUUGGUUUGGUAAUACUCGGCAUUGCCACCAAGACCCCUCAGUAUGCUACACUCAUAAAAUAUAGGAAUGAUCACGAAUUCUCGCGUAUUUAUACAGAUCGCAGCCCGUGAUCCCCGCCGCGAUUGAUGUAGCCAAUUAAUAGGAAGGUGACGAUCAUAGGUGGGGAGAGAGUGAUAUUUCGGUAGACUAACAGCAGUGACGGUUGGAAAGUGUUCGACGGUGUUCUCGUAACGUCCCCAACAAUUAAAGAGCACUUUCGUAAAUUCGCCAACAGUUCAUUUUAAAUUGAAUGUUAAAAAUGGAAAACAAAUCAGCUAAAACAGACUUUAAUACAAACAGAAAUACUAUUAAAUGCAAGGCGCAUUUUUUUUUAAUGACAAAUAUUUCUUUGUCAUCUAAUACGACAUGAAUAAGAAAACGAAUGCCCAAAAAAAAAAAAAAAAAA